GCCCGGGCCGUGCCGUGCCGUGCCGCCCGGCAGUGGGGCAGGCAGGCGGGCGGCCAUGUGGGUGUUUGGGUACGGCUCCCUCAUCUGGAAGGUGGAUUUCCCGUACGAGCAGAAGAUGGUGGGGCGCAUCCUGGGCUACAGCCGCCGGUUCUGGCAGGGCAGCACGGACCACCGCGGCGUGCCGGGCAAGCCUGGAAGAGUUGUGACUCUGGUGGAAGAUCCUGAGGGAUGUGUAUGGGGUGUUGCUUACAGACUGCCACCUGGACAAGAAUGUGAAGUGAAGGCAUACUUGGACUUCAGAGAGAAAGGAGGCUACAGGACUACAACUGUCAUUUUCUACCCCAAAGACUCCUCAGUAAAGCCAUUUGAUGUCCUGCUCUACAUUGGCACCUGUGACAACCCUAACUACCUUGGUCCUGCCCCUCUGGAGGAGAUUGCAGAACAGAUUCUGAAUGCAGUUGGUCCUAGUGGAAGAAACACAGAAUACCUGUUUGAACUUGCCAGUUCCAUCAGAAACCUUGUACCAGAGGAUGUAGAUGAGCAUCUCUUCUCCUUAGAAACACUAGUAAAGAAACUCUUAGAAAAGCAUCAAAACCUCAACAGUCUAUAAAUAGUUGUCAUGGUUUAAGCCUGAACCCAGGACAAUAGUUUAUUUCUUUUAGUGAUCUUAUUUCACCUUCAGAGGAAUGGUUUCAUUGCACAACGGGUAUAUGACUUGGAGGCACAUUUCUCUGUACUAUGCUAUCUUAUUUUAUUAUUCAGAAUAGUAGUUGGUCAUUAAAACACACCAUUACAAACAUAAUUCUUUCAGGAGCCAACAGAAAGGGGAGCAGGGGAAGUGUUUUAUUUAGGUUUGAAUUUGGUAUAUUGGGGUUUUAGCCAAAGACUACAUCUUUCUGGAAGGCUCAAGAGAACUCUUUGUUUGGAUAUUUUAAUUACAAUUUCAGGUUUAAAAGAAAUAUUUAGAGUAUUUUCAAGAUGAAAGUCUGCAUUUAAAUACAACUCCCGUUGGUUUAAGUGGUAGUUCUUUCUGAUUCCAGAGCAAAGGUGAGGGUCUCUGUGCAACUGAAGAGGUAAACGUUAAGAGUUGUAAAUUGCAUAGUAAAUGCACAAUAGAACACUUACCUCUUCAGUGUUCAGCUUCACUGAAGUUAUUCCACUGAAUUAGUCACUUUACCCUUUACAUAUUAGUUUGUCCUUAAACAAAGAGGAUAAAACUUUCUUACUGUCAAGGGAAUACUUCCUUCCCUUGGCUCAUGUCAAACCCCCGAAAGCCAAAGCACAGGAGACUUGGACACAAACAAGCCAUAACUUAUCAGUGCCUCCUUUUAGUUUCUAAUAAGAAUAAAGCCAAAAUGUUAAAAUUCAGAGUAUGAUUUGAAGUCACAAUGCAGCAAGAACAUUCAGAAACUCUCAUCUUUGUUACCUGGCUUUAGAUGCUGUUGUAACCCAUCUUUUAAAGAAAUCACCCAUGUCUGAGGGUAGACUUUAAGCCAGUACUUGUCAACUGCUGUUACAGGGAUUCAUGGACAAAAGGUACUUAAGGAACCCUCUUUCCAGUGUGUUGUACAGGCAUCCAUAGGAAGAGGGUUGGGAAGCCACCAGUUCAGGCUGGCAGGUUUACUUCACACAAAACAGAAGCAAAUGGAGUUUCCGUCCAACAAGGCCUUGUUUUGCUUCUCAGAAAUGUAAGUUAUUUUUGUUCCUUUUUAACAAAUGUAUAUUUUUGUAUGUUAAUAUAGGAAAGGUUCUACUUCAAACACCAAGUAACUUCAAAUGUUCUCACACAGAGAAUGUGGGUUUAGUAGCAGCUUGGAAGCCCAUAUUUUUUAUCAACGACUGGAAACCCCAUAUUAUUCUACUAUACAGGUUGUCUCUUUCUCUUAUUUACAUUUUCUUGUUUUAUAUUUGUAAUUGCUUGAAAAUAUCAGGGUUGUCAGAAUAAGAAGCUGCUAUCCUUUUACUUGGCCAUCUAUAAAAGCCAACAAGAACACAGAUGAAUGUUAACAGGAAACAUUUGGGAAAGGCAGUUGGAUGAGUAGAAAAUAAGAUCCUAAAAUUCAAACCUAAAUUUGAGAUAAUUACACCAGUUAUAAUAUUUAACCAAAAAGCUGGAUUUGUUU
This is a messenger RNA of Neopsephotus bourkii (Bourke's parrot), 2123 nucleotides long. It is a transcript of the gene CHAC2, whose product is annotated as ChaC glutathione specific gamma-glutamylcyclotransferase 2. The transcript is spliced from 3 exons. Gene Ontology annotation, cellular component: cytoplasm. Gene Ontology annotation, molecular function: glutathione specific gamma-glutamylcyclotransferase activity; gamma-glutamylcyclotransferase activity. Bases 56 to 610 code for a protein of 184 amino acids. Gene Ontology annotation, biological process: glutathione catabolic process. The record is from RefSeq and is a predicted model, not a curated record. NCBI's taxonomy places the organism in Eukaryota, Metazoa, Chordata, Aves, Psittaciformes, Psittacidae.